GGUCUCUCUCCUUAUCUGAUGGAGAGGAAGAAGACGCAGAAGAAAAUGUCAGCGGGUAUUAAAAGAGGAAUAAGCGCUAAAGCCGAGUCAAGAAAAUGCGCUGCGCGUUUCUGGAGGCUUUUUCCGCACCUAGUGCUGUGUCUGUCUCUUGUCGGGUACGCAGCGCUGGGUGCGCUCUUGUUCCAGCUUAUUGAAGGACGGGUUUCGUCCACAACCGAGCCCAAGUACCAUGAGUUCUUGGGUGAAAUUGUCACCAAGGUCCAGAACCUCACCGGUAAGAGGCCAUUGUAAAUCCUUUUGUACCGAACUAACUAAGAAAUUGAAAGAACUUUUUUUAAGUUAGACAGUUGCUUGUUUCAUUAUGUGGACUUCUGAGAGUUUUAUAUGGCAAGUAAUACAAGGUUGAGCCGGUUAGCAUCUGUUAAAAAAAAACGUACAGACUUUUAACAUCUGCAGGAAAGCCAGCUGGCAGAAUGAGGUCUACAUGACCUGACCAGCUCAAAUAUAAAUCAAACUUCAUGAUAUUUAAGCCAAAAUUGUCUCGAUAACUUCAUUGAAAUAAAUACGAUCUCUUGUGUUAAAAAAGCUUAUCAAAAAAAACUUUGCCAUUGUAGGUUACUGCAGUCAAUGGUGUUCUUAUCCUUGGUUCAUGGUAAUAGUUUGUGCUUAGACAAUCUACAAAGUGUCAUCCUAACACCCAUACCUGGAUAGGCGUUUCCCUUAAAAUCACCCCAUACACUGAUGUCGUUGGUUAAAUUACAAGAAUUGAUUUGAGCAUAUGUGUGGAGAAAAGUUGAUUCACAUUUCUGUAAAAUGUAAAGACUUUUUCAGAUAAAGUACCUCAAGCCUUUUCUUGAGUAUGCUCACGGUGAUAGUUCAACUUCUACUUUAAAAAAAAUGUUAAAUCAAAAUAAGUUGAAUAUUUUUUAAAAUCAUUCCACCCUCAUUCAUUAAAUCUGAAAUCAACGUGUUCUCCUUCCUCUCAGAAAAUGCCUCCUACACACAUCAGGACAUAGUGAAGGAGGUAGAGACUAAAAUGCGUGAAGGAUUUAAGUCCAUUUGGCUCCAGAGACCGGACAGGUGGCACUUCUUUGGCUCCAUGUUCUUCUGCUGCACAGUGUUCACUACAGUGGGUAAGUAAUUAGCUCUCUAGCUCCUGCAUGCUGAUGGCUUUUAAGUGAUAUUAUAUUAUAUUGUAUGACAUUAUAUGACAUUAUACUAUAUGACAUUAUAUUAUAAGGUCUAUGCACUCCAUAAGUUUUUCUCUCGAUGCUCAAAGUGAACAGGUUCUUGUGCAUAAACAUGCUGAAGAUGAGCAGCUCACCCCGGAGACGGUGAUGAAGUGCUCACAUUGGCAAGAAGGGAAAAUUGUCUGUUUUUGGGUGGGGAUUAAAAAUAACACAAUCAACUUCCUGAAAACCCAUUUUUUUCUAAAACUCAGCCCCCCCUCCAGCUGGUCUUCUGUUGUUCUGGGGUUUGUUCAGAACUUAAUCCUGAUUUUGUUUGAAGCCUCUCCCAUUAGCUGGUUCACCCUCUUCCUCCUCCUCUGCUCCUCCUUUCAGCUGGUUCAUCCUCUUCCUCCUCCUCUGCUCCUCCUUUCAGAUUGUUUACCCCUUUUCUCCUCCUCUGCUCAAUCUCUCAGCUGGUUCACAAACACUUGUGGUAGGAAAUGUGAACGCUGUCUCUUCUUGCAAGCUCUAAAUCAGUUUUAUAGACUCUGACCAUAUGACUAGAGCAAUACGGCCCCACCCCUAAAUUUUACAGACACAGUAACCUUGUGUUUUACCAAGCAUGGGUACAAUCAUUUGUGUGAGUGGAUAACAUGUAAAGUCAAUGCAACAACGGGAUUAGACAGGCAUUUUACUUAGGCGUAGCGAAUUACAUGAAUUAGUUUGCUCAAUUCUUCUUGUGUCGCACCAUUUGCAAUUUGCCAAGUAGAACAUAGGUGUAAUUGCGUCUAGGCAUUGACUUUACAUGUAAUUCAUUCAUGCAAAGGAUUCUACACGAGGUGACACUAAGACAGAAGUAAAAAAGAGCUCAGCUAGAGAAAAGAGAGUGAGAAUGAUCUGAUUAUCUGAUAAGUUGUUUAAACUCAACAGAGUCUCAUGGUGCGAUCAUGUUCUGUUAUGUUUGUUGUAAACUAGUAAUGGGCACGGCAGUUCUUUUAGAUGUACUAAAUUACUAGAAUCAGUUCACUCGAUUUUUUUUAAAGGUUUGUUAACCGAAUCACAGAAUCAUUCAGCACUUGGUGGGAGGAGCCUGCAACUCCAACUUCCUGAACUGAUACGCAACGGUUCAGGGUUCAGUUCAGAUUCAUAGCUUCUGGGACCGGGAGACGAGAGUGUUGUGGCUGUGUAGCUUUGACAAACAGGUUUGUGAAAAUGAAUUUGUCCAUAAAUCAUAAUAUUUUAAGUGUACUGUCCAGUGGUACAUCGCCAUGAAAGUUUAUCUUCUUAAGACAAAAAUGAUUCCAGAGAGUGUAGUUCACUGCAUGAUUCAUUCACCAAGGGAUUCAGGCAUCAGUAGGUGCGGUCCCUUUCUUGCUGGCUGCUUGCCCAGCAAUGGUGUGUGCUAUGUCAGCUGUUCAACUGAAGUGAGAAACGAAUGAAUCACUUGAAGAAGGGAUUCGGUUCAGUACGUUCACUUGAAAGUUUCUGUUCUUUUGAACCAAUCAUUCGCAAAAGACACAACACUAAUGUAAACAUAAGAAUAAGACAUGUUUUUCAGAGCUCCUCUCCGUUUAACUUUUAUCUGUUAAUUCAACCGUCUUUAACUGAGUCUGCUCGAGAAUAGACCUAGAAUCUUGUUUCUACAUCUAUAUAAGUCUGUUUGAGACCAUGAAAUGCCGGACAAAUUGAAAACUGAGAAGAAAGACAAGCCAAAAUCCAACCCGCUCAAGCCAGCUAACAGCAUGGUAACGGCUAAUAUCAGCGAUCCUGUACCAGAGCAUAUACCCGUCCCUCAGAUGGAAGAAGCAUUGAAAAAUAUGCAAGACACUAUACUUGGGACUAUCAACACCUGGUUCAAUCUACUGGAGGAGAGGUUUGCCUCUCCAGUCCACACACAGCACUCUGGCAAGCCGAUUGGAUGAUGUGGAUGUCACAGUCAUGGACCAUGAGAUGCGUCUGAAGGCUGCAGAGUCAGCCAUUACUGAGCUCCGUAUGGAAAACGCCUCCCUCAGAGCCAAGACAAAUGACCUGGAGGGUCGCUCCAGGCGCAAUAAUGUCAAACUCGUAGGCAUACCCGAGGGAGAGGAGAAAGGAAAUCUGUUUUGUCAGUUUGUGAGCUCUCUUAUUCCUAAACAACUGGGCAAGACCAACUUCCCAAAGCCAGUGAUCAUCGAUCGUGCCCACCGCUCUCUAUUGCCCAAGCUAGCAGCAGUAGGACCUGGACCCGCUUCCAGACUCCAGAGCUGAAAAUCAAGCACAGCCUGCACUUUCCUGCCAAGCUUCACUUCCAGCACAAUGGGCUUCAGAAGAUAUUCACCUCUCCCGAGGAUGCAAGGAAAUUCGUGGGCAUCCAACAGGUCACUGGAGGCGACUAAACGUGGUCUGGUAUGUGGACUGUGACUGUCACUUUAAUACAUGCAGACUCUACAGCAGAAUAUGAAUCAUAAACAUCAUACGGUAAUGUUUCAUGGGCAUAGGUCCACAUUUUGUUGUGUGAACGGCAGAGAGGUAGACGGCUUAUUUAGUUGAUAACUUUUUUGCUGGUUAUAUUUGUGUUUUAAGCCAUACGCCCCAUGACCUUCUGCAAGAUUAUGGGGAUGCUUCGUUUGGGGAAGUGUCAGUGGGGAGGGGGGUGGGUUAUACCAGUGUUGUUCUAUGUUUUCCGGAGUGGCCAAACUAACUGUAUUUGCUUGUCAAUAUUAAUGUUCUUUGGGUGUUUUAGAGUGUUGUCUUUCUGCAUAAAUAUUAUUGUCACUACCUAAAAUUGCAAAUCAGUCAGACAUGAGUACAAUUUUACUAGUUUCAUGGGAUGUACGUGGCCUGGGUCAUGCUAUGAAGCGAGGUAAAACUAUUCUUACUUCUCUCAUGUACAUAAAUCCUACGCAAGGAUUGACUGCUUUUUGGUAGAUGCUAAAUAUCAUAACAUCCUAAUUUCAGAUCAUUUCCCCGUCUGACUACAACUAAAGCUUGAUCUACCAAAAUGCACCUAUUGCUGGUGCUUUAAUCCAUGGUUACUAACAGAUCAAGUAUUUAUCGACUAUAUCUCUGUGCGCCUUGAGGAGUUCCUUGAGAUCAACGAUACAGGGGAAGUUUCAGACUCUACGCUCUGGGUGACCCUCACGGUGGUGAUGAGAGGUCAUAUAAUUUCUUUUGAGGCUUCAAAAAGGAGGGAACAGCACCGCCGCCUGGUGGAAAUUGAGAAUGCAAUUCCAACUCUAGAACAGACCUACCGGGGCUCCCUGUCUCAAGAAGAUUUCAAUAGGAUUUUGAACUUGAAAUAUGAAUACAAUAAAAUUCUCAGUGGAAUCAUAAGCAAUCUACUACUAAAGGUCAAACAAAACCACUUUGAGCCAGGGGAUAAACCAGAGAGGCUGUUGGCCAGACAGCUGGAAUGUGCUCAGGCAAACCGUGCAAUCUAUAAAAUUAAAUCUAGUACAGGAGAAUUGAAUUGAAUCAAAAAUCCAUCACCCAAGUCUUAGCUAACCAACUGGGAAGGCAUAUUUCAUCAGUCAUACACCCCAAUUAAACAGGGUUCUUCCCGGGUAGGUUCUUGUUCUGUAAUGUGCGGCGGUUACUCAACAACUUAUACACUAACCAUUCAGAUAACCCUGGAGCAGCGGUCUUGGCCUUAGACGCAGCCAAAGCCUUUGACCAAAUAGAGUAGCCUUUUCUGUUUGAAUCGCUUAAAAGAUUUGGAGUUGGGGAUGCUUUUAUUACUUGGGUUAAGAUGUUGUAUCUUUGCUUCAAAUCCUUCAUUCUCACCAACAAUAACAGAUCUGGGCCCUUCAGGUUACACCGCAGAGUCAGACAAGGUGACCCCUUGUCACUUCUCCUAUUCGAUUUGGCUCUGGAUCCUCUCACAGUAUGGGUCAGGAGUCAUCCCUUUAUUCAGGGCAUUAAGAUAGGGGGCGUGGAAAGCCAUAUAGGGCUUUAUGCGGACGAUACAUUAUUAUAUCUUGUGGAUCCUGUGGUCUCUGUUCCCUAUUUGCUAGACUUAAUUAAAUGCUUUAGAAAACUAUCUGGGUAUACAAUCAACUGGGGAAAAAGCGAAUACAUGCCCUUAACAAGUAGUCUAGAUCAACAUUUUCUUGACACCUUACCUUUUACAAUUGUAAAGGAUCAUUUUACAUACCUAGGGCUUAAAAUAUCUUGAAAUCCCAAGCAUUUAUUCAAACUCAACUAUUCUGACAUGAUUUUGAAGCUCAAAAAUAAUAUAGAGAAACGGAGAAUCCUGCCACUAUCCAUGGUAAGGCGUAUUUAUGCAAUCAAAAUGGUGGCUCUCCCGAGGUUUUUAUACCUGUUUCAAAACUUGCCACUUUUUCUCAACUUAAAAUUUGUCAAACAACUACUCAUGACUCUCGACUCAAUAAUUCUUCCAUUUGUCUGGGGUUAUAAGACGCCUAGAAUAUCCAAAGUAUAUCUGCAGAAAUCUACGGAAGAGGGAGGAUUUGGCCUCCCCAUUUUUAAGAAUUAUUAUUGGGCUGCUAAUGCCAGGGCCCUGAUGUACUGGCAGCAGGGUCAGUCAGCUGAGGCACCUAAUAACUCCCCUCAAUAAGACCCUCCAGGAAUCUGCAGAGAAAAAGUUUUGAUUCUGCGGAGAACAAUCCUGAUUCUGCGGAGAGCAAUUCUUGAUUCCGCGGAAAUCCGCGACUUGAAAGUUGAGAUUCUGCAGACAUUGAAAAACCAACCUAAAAUUUCCAGUUCUGAAGCAAACAUAUUUUUUCAUGUCAUAAUAAAGAAAAACAUAUCUUAUGAAAUGAAUUGCAAAACCAGACAAAAACAGAUUUAUUUGCAGCAACUUCAGGGAUCGCUUCGGGAUCGAUUUCUUAAUGGUCUUGGGCCGUUUUAUUUAUCUGACCUGCUUUUAGCAUAUCAGCCCUCGCAGACCCUGUGGUCCUCUGGUACCGGCCUUUUAACUAUCCCACGAACCACGACAAAGAUGCACAGUGAGGCUGCCUUCAGCCAUUAUGGCCCUUACCGGUGGAACAGCCUGCCAGAGACCCUCAGGGCCGCAGAGACUGUUGAUAUUUUUAAAAAGAGGCUAAAGACACACCUUUUUAGUCUGGCGUUUAACUGAUUUUACUGUCACUCAUCAUACGCUGUGUUUUUUACUCCAUUAAAUAUGUGCCAUCCACUCUACAGCCCGCCUUUCCAUCUGGGAUCCUCCUCACACACACGCACCAGAUCGCACAAGCAUUCGGCUGUGAGUUCCCAUUCCCGUCUAUCUGACCCGUCUAUCUGACCAUGUCAUCGAGCAGCCCGGAUGAAAAUACAUGUAAAAUAUAAUAUUCUGCACCUCGCCUUGUAUUCCACGGACUACUUCAAUUUCCACGGAGGACUUCGAAAUCUGCGAUAAUUUGGUACAAACUGAUUCAGUUCAAAGUCAUUCAUCUUUUACAUUUGUCAAAGCUUAAAUUACAUAGAAUCUAUCCAUCAAUUUUUCCAUUGUGUGAUAGAUGCAGGGGUGCAGAGGGUUCUUUAUCCCAUCUUUUUUGUCAUGUCCUCAGCUGCAGAAGUUUUGGUAUAAAAUAUUUCAAUGGUUUAGCGCAACAUAUGAUUUCGACAUAGAUAAGAUGUCCUGAGACUGAACUGACCUUAAACCAGGUGUAAAUCCCUGGUUACCUGUGAAGUGUGUCUUUCUCAUCAUAGUUCUGGAGAUGUACCACCAGGUGUGGUCAGGCCCUGCUCUCUAAGAACAAAAGUACACAGGAGUAUUCUCUUUCAGUCUGCUGAUGGAGAUUUAUUCACCUGUGGUUUUUGAUAUGUGACAGUCUCUAACAAGCUGAAACUUCAGGUGUUGAAUGCUAAAUUUGUUCAUUUAAAGACUAAAAAAAAUAAAAAUAAAAAUAAAGAUAUUUUUUCAGCAUAUUUUAACCUGUGCUAAGUAUCCAUCUUGUUCACCUAUCUGGAGCUUAAUGUGACGUGUAAGAACGUUUAGAAGAUGCAUCAGUUAGUCUGACAUUUUGUGAGACCUUCACUAAUGAGGUUAAAGGAAGUCAGCUAAUGGCUAAUGGCUAAGCAGCAACAGGAAGUCCACAACUCAGAGCAGGGAGGGGAGGCUUUUUACAUGGCCACAGAAAGCUAUUUAGUGCUUGUUAGAGGUUAGUGGCACACUUCCCUCUGUUUAUUUUUCUCCCUAAUGUGAAACUUAAUUGAACUUGCUACAACCAGGAUGAAGCUUCAUGCCGUGCAGAUGUCUUCUGUCAGUGUAUCUUUAUGUUUCUGCACAUCUGUUACUAACACAGUCUUAUUUAUGAAACUUGAGCAUAACCAAUUCGAGUGUGAACUGUGAGAAGAGCCUAGUAUACAGGCAAACCUGCAUUCAUCAUUGUUUUAGUAGUUCAGAUGCAGGACAGUGUGUGUCAGUGAAGAGUGCACAGAAAUGGUAUUCAUUAGAAAUCUGUAUUUAAUUCAUACAAAAUCAAAUCAAAUCAAACUUUAUUUAUAUAGCACCUUUCAUACAAGCUGCAACACAAGGUGCUUUACAAAAAAGAUAAAAACAAACAACGGCAAAUAUAAUGCAAUAAAAUAAGUAUAAAACCUGUCUCUUCCCACCCACAGCAACACAUACAGGCAUGCACAGCAUCCCUUAUGCUCAGGAUAGACAGAUAGCCUCAAAACAAGUCAUUAAAAUAGGAUUUAAAAAAAAUCAAUAAAAACCACAUUUAGCUUUAAGCAGAUUUAAGCUUCAGAUAAAGUUAUAAAUAUGAUAUAAUAGUAACUUAUAGUAGAUGGCAUCACAUCACUCCAGUUUUAGCCUCUCUUCACUGGCUACAUAACAGUUUUAAAAUUGCUUUUAAGAUUUUAUCAAUCACUUUUAAAGCUAUCAUGGGACUUGCUCCAAGCUAAAUUUCAGAGCUUUUAGUACCUUAUGAGCCAGCUUGUAGCCUCAGAUCCUCUGGUGAAGGCCUCCUGGUCGUUCCAAAGUUGAGGCUCACAACCAAAGGUGACAGAGCUUUCUCUAUCAGGGUUCUGUGACUUUGGAAAGACCUGCCAGAGGAGAUAAGGCGUGCAGAGACAGUCGCUUCUUUGAAGUCAAUCUUAAAAACUCCCUUGAACAGACUUGCUGUUAUGUGAUGCCUUCUUUUAUCUUUUAUUUGUAUUUUUUUUUACCUCUAUCUUAUUUCUGUCUUUUUAGCUUUUGUUACACUUGCUGACGUUCUGUGCGUUAUGACUAUUUGUCAAAACACUUUGUAAACCUCUGUUUUUAAAAGUGCUAUGAAAUAAAGUUAUUAUUAUUAUUAUUAUUAUUAUUAUUAUUAUUAUUAUUAUCAAAUGGGUUAUUUUACACGUGUGUUCUUUGGCACAGAUGAACGCCAAUUGAGAGCACGCUGUUACUUUAUGAUUGGUUGCAAAUGAUGGACUUCCAUGAAUUGACAUUAAAUUUCAUGACAUGGUUCUCGUGUUUGGCAGUUAUACAUAAUAAUAAUUAACGUGAUUUAUUUAUUUACAUGUUUUUUUUCCAAGUUAUUCAUAGUAGAGAUAAAUAUAUAUAUUUACAUAUCAUUUUGGAAAAUUACUAGUUUUAGAGCCUACUUCUAUUAUGUAUAGUUUUCUAGCUGUCUCCAUCAUUCUGAGGUCAGAGAGUCAAAUUAAGAUUAAAAAAAGAAACUGAUAAUUGAAGUAAACCUGAACAGGUAGUAUGGAAAAGCUUUUAAUAAUGAUGCUUAAAGGACAAAUUUAGAGCAGAGCAGAUAGCUCCAGAUUUAUCUCUGUGGCUUUCAAAUGUUAUAGGAUGGAAACAGUUAUUUUGAGUUUUUGUUCUGGACCUUGAAUAGAAAAGGGAAAAUCUGUAUUGGUGCUGUAAAGUUGCUUGUGUUAAGUGUUAUUGUUCCUUACCUUUUGUUGCGUUAUUGAGUGUGAAAAUAACAGUACAAUACUGUAAAUAAAAAUAAAUACAGUAAUAAAAUUCUUUUUUGUAUUAAGAGUCAAUUUACUGUUGAUGUUCGUGAUUGUACUUCCCGUUAUUAAAAAUUAAAUUACUGUUAUUGUUAGUGAUGUGUUCCACCCGACCAUCAUGUGAUUGGUUGCUUGGAGUCAUGAAACCUGCACCUUUCUGCUCCAGGCAGCAUCUAUGCAUGAUUUCAGUGGAGCUGUUUGGUGGUGUAGGGGUAAGCGCGGUUGCCACACAAGGAAGGUUGCUGGUUUGAAUCUCUGGCUAGGCAGGGGCUUUAAUUUCCCAAAAGGAACCUUCCAGAAAAUAUCCACAAAGUUUAAUCCAAUCUGAUCUAAUCUUUCUGUGCGGAGUUUGCAUGGUUUCUUUAUACAGUGAAUGCCUUGUUUCUCUCUGGAUACUUCCUCCCGCAGUCUACAAACAUGCUAAUCAUUGCUUACUCUAAACUAUACCUGUAGGUGUGAAUGUGUGCUUGUUUUUAUGUGUCAGCCCUGUUUUACACUGAUGACCUGUCUAGGUGUUCCUCUCACCCAUGACAGUUGAGAGAGGCUCCCUGCAACCCAAAAUGUAAAGUGGGUGAAGAUAAUCUAUUAAUGUAAAAGUAUAGAAAGUUAUGCUAUAUAUGUUAGAGCAUGACUGAUGUUGCCUAACUCUGCAGCCAUAUAACACACAGGUACACACAGAUACACACUACCUGCAAAGUGUCGAAGUGAGGAGCAACUGAAAGGUGAUUUCAGAUGUUUAUCAAUUAACCCUGGACAGUAAGGAAAGGCUGAUAGUGUGAUGUUUUUUUCAAGUUGUUUGACAGGCCCUCAAUGUGACAGUUGCACAUGUGUAUAUGGCUGUUGUAAUGUUCAAACCAUUUGAACCUUUUUUUCCUAUUUCAGGUCCAUUAAAGAUUAGGGGCUCUAUUUUCGUGUCCGCCGGUGAGGCGGCGGAGGGUGGCGGACCCCGCGCAGUUGUAUUUUUGUCUGGUGGAGCCCGGCGUACAGCCAGUUUGGUAUUUUCGUGGACUGAGGCGCAUGGAGCCGAACCGAGAUGCGCCAAGCUGGGCGUGGUAGCGAGGAACUAGACUAGACCAGCUGCGGAGCACAGCUGGUCUAGUGGUAUUUUAGUAGACCGGCGGCGUAUCGUCAUACAUCACCAAUGCCUCACAGGCAGGUUUCCACAGUUUCAGGCACAUUUCAUAAAAAAAUCAACAACUAUUAAUCUGAGUCAGCACAUACAUUUAGAUCUAUAUAGAUAUAUUUUGCUCUAUAUCUGAUCUGAUGAGCGCGUUUGGCACGCGUUUGGACACACAACCUGACCGAAUCUACAGAGCUGAAACCGCAUUAAACUAAAUUAAAUAUCUAGUAAAUAAACACACAUGAUGAAGUUAACAAGAUAUUUAAUUUGUCUCCCUCCCUUUCUUUCUUCCUCUUCCUCUUAUUUCUCACGCAGCUUGACCUGGACAUGUCUCCGUGUCCUCUCUCCGUCCUGCUGCAGCGGCUGAACAGAUGAUUUGUUUCAGUGAUCAGUUGAGUUAUUUACUCUAAGCCUACAUACGGAUAUUAUAAUAUUCAGUUUUGUGAGCCAAAUUUAUUUUAUAUGCCAACAUCUAUGAAAGAAAGAGCCAGGCCACGGAGCGCGAUGCAUCAUUUAUGCACAGAUGGUUCCGAUUUUACGGCGGCACGUCUCCAGCGAGGCACGAAAAUAGAGCCCUAGAGCUCAAAGGUUUGCUGCAGUGUUGUCAUUGUUAUUCAAGAAUCUGAGCAGAACUAAAUACUUCUUCAAAUCUCAGAGGGACCCUCUAGCUUCAGCUAAUUUGCAUACUGUCCCUCUCCGUUUGUCUUGCAGGCUAUGGGGAGAUCUAUCCUGUUACCCUUCCUGGUAAGGUGGUGUGUGUGUUGUACGCCAUGGUUGGUAUCCCUCUCAUGCUCCUUGUCAUUCUUGAUGUUGGAGAUUUCCUCGCUAUGCUGAUGACACACACUUACAUCCAGAUCCACACCUUCUCAAAAGACCUCUGCUCACACACUUGGUCACCCUGGAAAGCUCAGAGGAGGGCAGAAAACUCGAACUGUCGGACUCUGGAAGAUGGGACUUUUGUUUUCAGCCAUGACGUGGUGGUCCGGGAGCCUCUUGACAUUCGACAAGUGCUGCACAGCCAGGCAGAUGUACAGCAGAAAUCUAUCCACCUGCAGAAUAACAAAGACAUCUUUGAGAAGAUUCUGGCCAGGGAGAAUUUGCUAAGAAAGGGUCCACUGCUGAGGUCCCUCUCCUGUCCGGAACUGGACCGCAUGCCAGCACCACACAAAGGAUACAUGAUAUGGGACUUCACAGGGUUGGGGGAUGGUAUGGAGACUCUGGAUGUCCCCUUUGUGCUAAUCCUUUUCAUUGUGUUUGCAUACAUUUUAUUUGGUGGUCUAAUUCUUCCACUGUGGGAAACUGAAUUCACAGGAUUUGACCCAUACUACUUCUGUUUCAUCACACUCACCACCAUCGGCUUUGGGGACAUCAUCCCAAAUCACCCUAAAUACUUCAUGCUAACCUCACUAUUUAUCAUUGUUGGCAUGGCCAUCAUGUCCAUGGCUUUCAAGCUGUGCCAAACACGACUUGUGAUCUGCUACCGCCAAUGCAUAAAGUUCAUCAGCAGAGGUAACACUGAAACGUUUAAAAGAAAAGAAGAAAAUGAUUGAGUCACUUGAAGAGUCUCGACCAAAUGUCUCCAGUUAAACAAGCUGAUCGUGAAACAGGAAGGGGUGUGCACUAGUAUGGUGGGCUCUUUCCUGGUUGUUCAAUUGUGAGCAUGUGCUAAAUUAAAAACUAAGCAUGUGUUAAAACUGUUUAAAGGACAUUUACUGAAAAGUACAAGUGUUGAUUUUGCAUCUGUAGUUACAGCAGUAAAUAACUAUGAGCUGUGGUAUAAUGACAUGUUAGACUAUAUGUUAGGUCUUCACCUUUCUUACUUCUUAUGCAUUUUUAUAAGCCACUCCAAAUAACCCAAGUGACCUGACCCCACAGACACACUGAGCUAGUAAAGUGUCCUGUAUUGGACUUUAAGAUAACCUUUUGUUCACUUUGGUAUCAAACAGAUAUUUAAAAAGAUUAUCAAUUUUUCCUAAUUUGAACCAUUAGUAUAACUAGAAAGUCAAAUGUCAGGGACAGAUUCUUGGCUGCAUGAAGUAAACAUCCAUCAGAAAAAUAAACAGGCUUGGUCUUCUCUGCAGAAACUUCAAAACUGUAAAGCAGUCUAAAGCUGGUUCUUGUCAUGGUGUAGCUGUUUGUAUGUAUCUGCUCUGGUAAGGUUUUUACCUGCUCUAGUUGGAACAUAACAGCUCAGUCAACCAUCAGCUACAUCCAUGUGUCCAAAAAAGCUGUCAUAAACUUAAUAAAAUGAUUUGCAAGACAUUAAAACUCCAUAAUUAAUUUUACAUGGCAUAAAGAUGACAUAUCAAAUGUUCAGACAAAACUUAAACACAUUUUGAGUUUGAUGCCAUAAACCCAUCUUUAAAAAGUGUAUAAGUAGCAUCAAAAAUGCAUAAAAGUAGUAAAAUAUCAGAAUGAACUUUUUACAAAUAAUUAAGUCAACUGACAACAGGCUAGUAACCUGAUAAUAAGAUAAGAAGAGCAACGAAGAGAGUCUUUAUAAAAUGCAGAUGACAAGAGGUUCAGUGCAUUAUUAAAAAAAAAAAAAAAAACGUUAAAUGGAUUUUUUUUAAUUAGUUUUUCAGCAUAAAAUGACAAAGAAUGUAGUAAAAGAUUUACAGGAUCUGGAGAACUGUCUGUACAAAAGGGACAAGGACCAAAACCCAGACUACAUGGUCCUGAUUUAUGUGCCUUCAGGCAGCACCUCAUUAAAAACAGACAGGAUUCUGGAGUGGAAAUCACUGCAUGGGCUCAAAAUUACUUCAAAAACCAUUGUUUGUGAACACAGUUCAUCACUGCAUCCACAAAUGAGGUUAAAACUAAACCAUGCAGAGAGGAAACCAGAUAGAAACAGGAUCCAGGUUUAAGGUAGACUGAAGGGAAGAGGAAAACUGCCCUGGGGGUUGGAUGGAUCAAAAUUUGAAAUCCUCUUCAAAAUUAUAUAAGUCCUAGCCUCCUUUCUAUAGAGUUAAUGGAUCACCUGGCUUGUUCUCAGCUCUCAGCUCAAAUUCAGCAUCCCUGAUGGUAUGGAGAUCAUCGGAGUACAUGUCAUGGGUAUCUUCCAUAUGGAUGAGUACUUAGACUUAGACUUAGUUCCUCCUGUUCCUAUUGGAACAUUGGGCGACGAGUCCCCUCCAUUUGCUCCGGUCCCUCGCGACCCUUCUUGCUCCAUGCCAGCUGACUCCCAUCUCGCUCAGGUUUCCUUGGCUGUUUGUCUCCAUGUCUUCUUUGGCCUCCCUCUCCUUCUCUUUUCCCCCUCUGGCAACCAGUCUAUUGCCACACUUGCUGGUCACUCUCUUGGCAGUCGGAGUACAUGUCCGGUCAUUCUCUUUCUCCUGUCAGAGAUGAUGUCAGACAAGGGUGUUACACCUGCCCUUCUCAUCACCUCUUCAUUGGUGAUGUGGUCUCUCCAUGACAUCUUUAAGAUGGACCUGAGGCACCGUCGAUGGAAGACUUCGAACUUGUUGGUGAUGCUGACUGUCUUCGUCCACGUCUCACAGGCGUAGGUUGCUUUGGGGAUGACCACUGACGUAUAGAGGCGUAGCUUUGUGGCCAUGGUGAUGGAUUUUGACGACCAGAUGUUCCGGAGUCAUUGGAAGACUCUGGCAGCUUUGCCAAUUCUGGUCUGUACGUCUUUCUCCACGUGUCCAGUAUUUGAGACGUUGCUUCCGAGGUAUGUGAAGUUCUUGAUGUACUCUAUGUCUUGCUCGCCUAUGGUGAGUGGUGGAAGGUGUUGAUGUUGUGCAAUGGUCAUGGCCUUGGUCUUUUCUUGGCUUAUACGUAGACCGACUUUUGCUCCUUGCUCAUGCAGGUUGUUUGUCAAUUCUUUGAGUGCAACGUGGGUAUGGCUAAAGAGCGCCAAAUCGUCUGCAAAGUCUAGAUCUGCCAGUCUGCCCCCUCCCCACUUGAUGCUGUGGUUUGCCCCGAUGACAGUUUUCCUCAUCACAAAGUCAAUGACUGUAAUAAAAAGUAAGGGUGACAGGAUGCAACCCUGUCUUACCCCAGUCACGAUGUUAAAGUCAUUGGUUUUGCCGUUGGUGGUUUUUACUCGGCAAGUGGAGUUAUGAUAUAGGGCCCUGAUGAUUUUGACAUACUUGGGUGGUAUACAGUAUAGUUGGAUAGUAUGCCACAGUGAUUCCUGGUGGAUGCUGUCGAAAGCUUUCUUGAAAUUGAUGUAAUUGAUUGUGAGGGGUAUCUGGAAUUCUUGGCACUGUUCUUUGAUGUUUCGGAGAGUGAAGAUUCGUUCGGAGCAGGAUCUACCCUCUCGGAAGCCGGCUUGAUCUUCCCUCAAGAUGGUAUCUACCUCGUCUUUAAGGCAUUUGAGCAGCACACAGCAGAAUACCUUGCAAGGGAUAGACAGCAGCGUGAUUCUCCGCCAGUUGUUACAGUCUGCGAGGUUUCCCUUUUUUGGCAGCGUCACUAUGACCCCGCGUCUCCAGUUGGCAGGGAAUUCUUCAGCAUGCCAAAUCCGGUUGAACAGGUGUUUGAGACCCUCCACAACAACCUCCUGGCCGUGCUUCAGCAAUUCAGUAGUUACUUCGUCGGGUCCUGGUGUCUUGUUGUUUUUGAGGCUCUUGAUUGCUUCUGCAAUCUCAGUCCUGGUUAUCUCUUCUGAACUAGCGUUCAGAGGUGGGGCUGGUGUUUCCUGGUCAAAGUUGAAGAGGAUCGAGGGUGUUGGUUGGUUAAGAACGUCCUUGAAGUGUUCCAUCCACCUUGCCUCCUGUUCCUCCUUCCUUGGGAGUGCCCUGCCAUCCCUGCUCUUGAUCAGCACACCGGAGCUGCUCCUGGAGCUGAUUAGCUCUCGCACAAUCCUGUACAGGGCUUUUGUGUUCUUCUUCUCUGCUGCCUCUUGUGCCUCUCUUGCUUUCUCUUCCAACCACCUCCGUUUGUCAUUCCUGCAGCUCUUCUUUACCUCCCUGUCCAAGUGCCUGUACUCCUCAUAUGGAUGGGUAUCGUUACGAUUUAUAUGAAUCCAAUUCCUAUUCAAGUUUCAGGUGAAAAAUAAGAAGCUAAAUGUAUAUCUAAGAUACUUUAUUGCAAAUGACACUGUAACAUCAAUAUCAUGUGAAUAUAUAUAAUAAAGAUAUAAAAUAAAGUGUAUUUAGUAAGAGAUGCUUCUGAUAAAAUGUUGGGGCAGCUGCUGGGGGUGCUUGGACUGGGGCUCAAUGUCUCACAUCACAAAACAUCAUACACUGUACAGUCCUUCGGCGUUCAGUCCUUAAUCUUUUGUGCAAGUGCAACCUGUCAAACCGCUUAUUAACUUCCCACAUCUGUUGCAUUUUCCCUGUUUACUGCCGCUCUGUAUUGUGAAAUAAAGCUACAACCUUGACUGCUUUCCCUGGUCCUUCCUCUAUCGCUAGUACCUGCUGCUCAGUGUUCCGAAUGGGAAAUAUAGAAUUAUGGUAUCGGAGACUCAAAAUUAACGUAUUUUUUGGAAAAUUACAUAGAGGACACGCGACUGACAGGUCCUGGCAGAUAUCUAAAAUCCAUAAGCAUGUUUAAAUGAGCACAUCUAGGAACUGAUAAGCAGAACCAAAACUAAUUUAUGGGUACCGGGUACCUGCUAAAUUUAAUUUGGCUCUUACUUGGAACCAGUUUCGGAACCCAAAGCUAAUCUUCCACAGCUGUAAAGGCUCCAUGAACAAUAUCCACAGUUUUAGGAGCAACAUCUGCUGCCAUCAAGACAAUGACUUUUUCAGGGAAGACCUUCAUAUUUCAGCAAGACAAUGACAAACCACAUUCUGAAAACAGGGAUUACAACAGCAUGGCUCUGUAGUAUUAUUAAUAAUCAUUUAUAAUCAUUGAUAAUGUAAUGUAGCAGAUAUCUCUCUCUCUCUCUUUUCUCUGGCAGGUUGAUGUGUCAUGUCUGUGUUUGUCAUGUAUUUUGUAGGAAAUAGCAUCACUUUGUUGAACUUUGACACACUUGGCUGUCUCUGCAUUUCGAUCCCAGUGCUGACACACUGAAUGUAUGUAAGUAAAGUGUAGCCAUGCAGCAUGAGUUUGGGUUGUCAGUACAGCUGCAUGUAGGUAAUGGACCAAGUACAUAAUGGACUGAGGAAUGUUGUGGCUUCCUCUGAUCCCAGUUGAGCCAUCAUUUCCUGUAAGCUUAUUGGUUUAAUGCUCAUCAGUGACACGAUAGUCACAUUUCAUGUCUUUCUUUUAAAGUGAGUGUGUGGUCUACAGCAAAGAAGAUGUUUAUGCC
Xyrichtys novacula (pearly razorfish) is the source of this 16390-nucleotide messenger RNA. NCBI's taxonomy places the organism in Eukaryota, Metazoa, Chordata, Actinopteri, Labriformes, Labridae. The record is from the annotation of a GenBank genome assembly.